Clonostachys solani is the source of this 2250-nucleotide messenger RNA. The record is from the annotation of a GenBank genome assembly. NCBI's taxonomy places the organism in Eukaryota, Fungi, Ascomycota, Sordariomycetes, Hypocreales, Bionectriaceae.
AUGGCGGCUUUCUUCAACAAAAUAAAGAGUGCCAGCACGGCCUCGGGAAAUCCAACAGUCAAAGACAAUGCAGCAAAGAAGAGGGAUGAGCAGAUUGUCCUGGAGAUGACUCCAUUGGAGAAAAUGCUCCGGAACGCGGGGCCUCUACGCGAGGACGGUAGUGACAGGUUCUAUGGGUUUGAGAAUUUUGGGAAUACUUGCUACUGCAAUUCGAUUGUCCAGGCUCUCUUUUACUCAGAUCUUUUCCGAAAUAGCGUUAUCAACUAUCCCUCCCUUUCGCCCUCAGAAACGCCAGAUGGAACGCGGCCUCGAGUUAACGUAUCGAUACGCCCGCCAAUGCAGCCAACGCCCCCGAACCCACCAAAUGGCAAGCAGAAAGGGCUAUCCAGUUCCCAGGUGAUAAAGCAAAGGCAGGCCAUCAACGCAGGCAUGCCUCCCCCCGGACAGGGACCAGUCCGUCCGGAAGACAAGCCCGAUACGCCAGAAUACAAAAAGAAGCAGGCCAUGCUCAAAGGUCCUAUUUUGGAGCUGGCACAGGAAAAUGGCAACGCUUACGGGAUGGACGAAUGCACCUUUACCGGGUUGAAGGAUAUAUUCUUAGCCCUUAUCGAGAGCCAAACGCGAACUGGGGUGCUCAGCCCACAGAGGUUUCUCGAGAUAUUUAAGCGGGAUAACGAAAUGUUCCGAAAUUCCAUGCAUCAGGAUGCACACGAGUUCUACGGGUUGGUUCUGAACGACGUCAUCGCAAACGUUGAGGCAAAUGCCCACAAAUUCAAGACACAGCUGGAAACUCAGCAAAACGGCCUCGCGCAGUCCGUGGAGAAUGCGCUGGGCUCGGCAAUGGCAAAGCACAUCAACGGAGUCACAACCCCAGGAACAGGCUGGGUCCAUGACAUUUUUGAGGGCGUGUUGACUUCCGAGACCAAAUGUUUAACAUGCGAGACUGGUUCACAGCGUGAUGAGACAUUCCUGGAUUUAUCUAUUGACUUAGAAGAGCACUCGUCGGUUACAUCGUGCCUACGCAAGUUCUCGGACGAGGAAAUGCUUUGCGAAAGAAACAAAUUCCAUUGCGACCAUUGUGGUGGACUUCAGGAAGCGGAGAAGAGGAUGAAGGUCAAGCGAUUACCAAAGGUGCUGACACUACAUUUGAAGCGCUUCAAAUACACGGAGGAUUACAGUCGUCUUCAGAAACUCUUCCACCGAGUGGUGUACCCAUAUCAUCUACGAAUGUUUAACACGACUGACGAGGCAGAGGACCCGGACAGGCUGUAUGAACUUUACGCUGUUGUGGUUCAUAUUGGCGGCAAUGCGUACCAUGGACAUUACGUCUCCAUCAUCAAGACUCAAGAUCGGGGCUGGGUCCUGUUUGAUGACGAAAUGGUUGAACCCGUGGACAAGCAUUUCGUCCGGAACUUUUUCGGUGAGAAACCGGGCAUGGCAACAGCAUAUGUCUUGUUCUAUCAAGAAACGACAUUUGAAAAAGUCAGGGAAGAGCAAGAAAGAGAGGGAAUGGAGGAUAUCAAGCUGGCAAGCCAGGCGGCGUCCUCGGCGCAGGAAGACGACGAUAAGAGCCCCAAGGCUUCUACACAACUCAAACGCCAAGCCACAUUUUCUCAGCGAGCAACUGUCGAUCACGAAGAGUUGGGUAAGCUCGCACGGACGAACACACUACCCGAGCAGGCCCUAUCGUCUCCUCCAAUUCCAGCUCAUGCCAACCCCCCUAUCCCUGAAGUCCCGGUCACAACAACCAACUCUGCUCCAGAGCCGGCAGAAGUAGUCAAGUCAAAGGAGGACAAGAAACGGGAGAAGAAAGAGCGCGAGGCGGCGGAGAAGGCAGAGAAGCAGGCGGAGAGGGCUGAGAAGCUGGCUGAGAAGGAGCGCGAGAAGCAGGCGAAGCUGGAGGAAAAGAAGCGGCAAGAAGAGCGCAUCAAGAACCUGCAACAAGCGCGCAAGAGUGAAAGCGACGAACUACAAAAAGCGCUCGAAGAGAGCAAGAAAUUGGCGAAGGAAGAAAAUGCAAAGAAGAGGGAAAGCGGGGGCUCGAGCCCGUUCGGCCUUCUUGACAGGUCCAAACGAGGCAGCAAGUCGAUGGCCAAGCGGAGCUUCAGCUUCUUCCACAGGGAAAAGGGUGACAACUCACACUUCGGUAAUGGCGAGACCAACGGAGAGCAUUCCGAGGGCAAAGACAGCUUGAAAGACCGUCUUAGCUCAUCGCUGGGGAGGAAGAAGAGUACUAACAUUCUUGCAUAA